Messenger RNA from Fusarium redolens, 612 nucleotides. RefSeq lists its product as uncharacterized. The transcript has a single exon. NCBI's taxonomy places the organism in Eukaryota, Fungi, Ascomycota, Sordariomycetes, Hypocreales, Nectriaceae. The record is from RefSeq and is a predicted model, not a curated record. Gene Ontology annotation, cellular component: mitochondrion. The coding region runs from base 1 to 612 and encodes 203 amino acids.
AUGCGUUGCAAUUUGAUAUCUUUCAAUUGGCGCCCCAGCCUCCGUGCUCGCGCUCCUGCGCGCAUGAACACCUCAUAUCCUCGCGCCGAGUCAACCCAAGCUUCCCGUAUCGACCGCAUCACAUCUAAGCUUCCUCGACGUUUACAAAAGUACACAAGCGGUUUACGCAACGCUCCAGUCUCGCACAUUGUUUCAUUCUUGAUUCUUCAUGAAAUCACAGCAAUUGUGCCUGUGCUAGGACUAUUUGGCCUCUUCCAUUAUACAAAUUACGUGCCAGUGGAAUACGUAACGGGCCACUUUGGAAGCUAUGUCGAAGAUGGAGUUGGUCGCUUUGAGAGGUACUUCACACGCAAGGGGUGGUUUGGUUUUGGCCAGAACGAAGAAGACAAGGCUUCAAAUGCAGCUACGACACAUCGGGACUCCAAAUCCGAGGAUGCAGUUGAGCGCUGGCAUAGUGGAGAUGGACGGUACAAAGUGGUAGUUGAAGUUGCUCUCGCAUACGCAAUUACUAAAGCUUUACUGCCGGUUCGUAUCAUCGGCAGUGUAUGGGCUACGCCAUGGUUUGCCGGAGUACUCAUGAGAGCCAAGGGAGUAUUCACAAGCAAGCCUUAG